AUGGGCGACCUGCAGCUUUAUUUUGAAUCCUGCUCCAUGAACUUCAGUGAUUUAAUCAACACCAACUGGGGAGAUUCGCCAAGGUCCAUGCUUCCUAUCUACAAAGAGCUUAUCGCAGCUGGCCUAAGGAUAUGGGUCUUCAGUGGAGACACAGACGCCGUAAUCCCCUUAACAUCAACAAGAUACUCCAUUGAUGCUCUUGGCCUCCCAACUACCACUAGCUGGUAUCCGUGGUAUGAUAAGAAACAGGUUGGUGGAUGGAGCCAAGUGUACGAGGGCCUGACCUUGGUGACCGUCCGUGGCGCAGGGCACGAGGUUCCCCUCCACCGCCCGCAGCAAGCACUCAUAUUGUUCCAACAGUUCUUGAAGGGAGAACCCAUGCCAAAAAAUGGAACCGUGGUAUAG
Molecule: messenger RNA, 405 nt
Organism: Miscanthus lutarioriparius
Lineage: Eukaryota; Viridiplantae; Streptophyta; Magnoliopsida; Poales; Poaceae
Source: the annotation of a GenBank genome assembly